Messenger RNA from Scylla paramamosain (green mud crab), 1269 nucleotides. It is a transcript of the gene Membrin, whose product is annotated as probable Golgi SNAP receptor complex member 2. NCBI's taxonomy places the organism in Eukaryota, Metazoa, Arthropoda, Malacostraca, Decapoda, Portunidae. Gene Ontology annotation, cellular component: late endosome membrane; ER to Golgi transport vesicle membrane; endoplasmic reticulum membrane. Bases 103 to 741 code for a protein of 212 amino acids. The record is from RefSeq and is a predicted model, not a curated record. The transcript has 6 exons. Gene Ontology annotation, molecular function: SNAP receptor activity; SNARE binding. Gene Ontology annotation, biological process: vesicle-mediated transport; vesicle fusion.
GUGACGGACAGACCUCUCCCUGAAGAAUGAAGGACGGCUGACUGAGGUUUUCACUAUCUUGGUGCUGGAACUAACAGACAAGAGAGAAUAAGAGGUCCCCAGAUGGAGGUGCUGUACCACCAGACCAACCGUCUGCUGCAGGAAGUCACAUCCCAAGACCUCAUCAGGGUGCAGCGCGCCCACUCCGCCGAGGACACCAAUGAUGCAGAGAACACUGUGGUGCAGAAGCUGGACGCCAUACACGCAAACUGCAAUCGCUUGGACAUUUUGAUCAACAAGGAGCCCGCUGCCAGACGAGCAAACGCCAAGUAUCGUGUAGAUCAGCUUAAGUAUGACCUUAAACAUGUACAGAAUUCCUUUGCAAUGCUUCAACACCAGAAACAAAUGCGAAUGCGUGAGGCCGAGGAGAGACAAGCUUUGCUAUCACGGAAAUUCACCACCAACGAAGACACGUCUAUAUUCCUAGACCCUGAGCUCCAGCAUCAUGACAAAUUGGGGGAGGCUAAUCGCCAUGUGGAUGAAAUGAUUGGAGCCGGUGUGAGCAUCUUGCAGGGCAUCAGAGAUCAGGGGUCGGUGCUAAAGGGAGCCAGGAAGCGUGUGCAGGACUUGGCUAACACCUUGGGCCUGUCCAACACUGUCAUGAGGAUGAUUGAGAGGCGGUCCACACAGGAUAAAUACAUUCUGUUUGCCGGAAUGGUUAUUGUGCUUCUUUGUUUGUACUUUGCAUUAAGAUACUUAUGAAGACAAAUGAACAGGCCUUGUAUUCAUUCCUUUAUUGUAAAAUCUAUACACAUACAUAUUUAUAUACAUGCUCAUGGGAUUGGGAUAGCACUUAUCCUCACAGUGCUUGCUCUCAUUACCACAGGUCUUAUUCAUCUCUCAUCUUGCACAUACUGCACAUAGCAAGCAUCUUAAUGACACUUCAGAAUAAACAUUCUGAAGCAUUAAUGACUGAGAUUAUGAAAGUAUUACAUUUUGCCUUAUGAAAAAAGAGAGUAUAGGUGGGUAAUAUGGGCAUAUUUGUUUUAUUUACACUGUACUACAGCAUAUAUAUUUAUGAAAUUUCCUGUUGUUGUUACUGUAGUUUCACUUGGAGUUUCCCUAAAGAAUAGAUAGUAGAGAAAAUGAACAAAUAUUUAUAAACUUUCACUGCUAUGUUAAUUUAUAUGGUACAAUAUUUUUUACAUUUUGAGAAUGGCAGAGAAGAAUUAUUUAUCAAGCAUGUCAUUUCCAGAACACAUUUUGCUAAAUAUAUUAUUCACUAUUUCA